Messenger RNA from Mugil cephalus (flathead mullet), 576 nucleotides. Its product is annotated as lamin-A-like. Bases 48 to 479 code for a protein of 143 amino acids. NCBI's taxonomy places the organism in Eukaryota, Metazoa, Chordata, Actinopteri, Mugiliformes, Mugilidae. The transcript has 4 exons. The record is from RefSeq and is a predicted model, not a curated record.
UGACCUCUGAUCAACACAACUGUGACUUUGCUCCAUCUACUGGUGAAAUGAUACAACUGCAGGUUUUCUCCUCCUCUCAGGUCAAUGAACUAAAGGAGGAGAAGAAGAAGCUGCAGGAGGAGAUGGAGACAAGAAACAAAGAGCUGAAGGAGACAAAAGAUGAGAACAGCAGCAGCUCAGACAGACAGGAGACGUCAGGAGACAUCGAUGUGGUGGUUAAUGCCAAGGACUGCUAUAUCAGGCUGAGAAACAUGUCUGAUCAGGACAAACCACUGGGAGGACGUCAGUUAAAAGUCCAGAUCAACAAUAGUGAACCCAUCACAUACACAUUUGAUCCAUCAAUGAAACUCAAGACUAAAGAGGCUUUUACUAUAUGCCAUCCAGACUGUGAGCCUCUUUAUGUUCUCUCUGGUGACCUGGUGUGGGAGGACCUGAAGUCCUGGAAGUCUGGAGACAGAGUCCAGGCCUCUCUGCAGUGAAAUAGUUCCCAGUUGAACUCCUUCAAUAAAGUUCAGUAAUCCAGCAAACAGCAACAUUAUAGAUGAGAAACAGCACGACUCAGAUCUUCCUGCAGAA